AUGUCUCAGCUUAUGGAAAGGAUGGCAGGCUCCCACGUCCUGUGGCUGGCCUUGGCCUUCUGCAUUCUGACCCCGGCUCCUACAGAGCAGCAAGGCGUGGGAUCCUGUGUAGACUCCAGUUCCAAUGGGCUGGUCUCGGAGUGCGGAGCCCCUGGGGCCCCAGAGCCCCCCCUCUGUUUUGACCCCUGCCGCAAUUACACCGUCCUGGACGACCCCUCCCGAAGCACGGAGGACACCGAGAGAGCCCAGAAGUGUGACACGGCCUUGCACGGCUGGUUUCGCUUUGUGGGAGAGGGAGGCGUGAGGAUGCCAGAGACCUGCACCCCAACCUACCGAUGCCAGACGGAGGCUCCCAUGUGGCUGAGCGGGGCCCACCCGGCCCUCAGGGAGGGCACCGUCACCCGCACGGUUUGUGCCCACUGGUCAGGCAACUGCUGUUACUGGAGCACGGAGAUACAGGUGAAAGCCUGUCCGGACGACUACUAUGUGUACCGGCUGGAGGGCAGCCCCACGUGUAACCUGAGAUAUUGCACAGAUCCCUACAGUGCGGAGGACAGGUGUAACAAGACUUGCAACCCGGAGCAAGAAUGUGCCUUUCUCAAUGGCACCUGGGGCUGUGCCUGCAGACAGAACCGCAACAGCUCCGAUGUCGACAGUCUGGAGCCGCAGCUGGACUGCGGAGCCCAGCAGAUCACGGUGUCGCUGGACAGGUGUCAGCUGGAAGGCCUGGGUUUCAGAGACGAGGUCAGAGCUUACCUGCAGAACCAGAGCUGCAGCAGCAUCAUACAAAGAGAAGAGAGGAACUCGGUGUCCGUGACCAGUCCUACUCGGGCCAAUGCCUGCGGGAACAUUCUAGAGAAAAAUGGAACCCAUGCGAUCUACAAAAACACCCUCUCCUUGUUCAACGACUUCAUCAUCAGAGACACCAAGGUCAUCAUCAACUUCCAGUGUGCCUACCCACUGGACAUGAAAGUCGGUCUCCAAUCUGCCCUGCAGCCCAUUGUAAGCUCCAUCAACAUCAGCCUGGGCGGGGAUGGAGAGUUUACGGUCAGGAUGGCCCUCUUCCAAGACCAGAGCUACACGUCGCCUUACGAAGGGGCUGCAGUGGUGCUGUCUGUUGAGUCCAUGCUCUACGUGGGCGCCAUCUUGGAGAGAGGGGACACCUCCCGGUUUAAGCUGCUGCUGAGGAACUGCUAUGCCACCCCCACUGAAGACAAGACUGACCCCGUGAAAUAUUUCAUCAUCAGAAACAGCUGCCCAAAUCAACAGGACUCCACCAUCAACGUAGAGGAGAAUGGGGUAUCCUCUGAAGGCCGGUUCUCUGUGCAGAUGUUCAUGUUUGCUGGAAAUUAUGACCUAGUUUUCCUGCACUGUGAGGUCCAUCUCUGUGACUCCCUCCAGGAACAGUGCCAGCCAUCUUGUUCAAGAAAUCGGCUCCGCAGUGAAGCAGAGGUGAUCAACCCAGCAAUGAUUCUAGAUUUGGGACCCAUCACUCGGAGAAGUGCCCCGUCUGCUGGUGCCAUGAACGGAACGCCCCGCACCGCAGGGUUCCUGGUGGCCUGGCCUGUGCUCCUCCUGCCUGUCCUCCUGGCUGGGCUGUUGUGA
This is a messenger RNA of Pteropus alecto (black flying fox), 1605 nucleotides long. RefSeq names its product pancreatic secretory granule membrane major glycoprotein GP2. Gene Ontology annotation, biological process: neutrophil migration. The coding region runs from base 1 to 1605 and encodes 534 amino acids. NCBI's taxonomy places the organism in Eukaryota, Metazoa, Chordata, Mammalia, Chiroptera, Pteropodidae. The record is from RefSeq and is a predicted model, not a curated record. Gene Ontology annotation, cellular component: cell surface; apical plasma membrane. The transcript has 11 exons.